Westerdykella ornata is the source of this 336-nucleotide messenger RNA. RefSeq lists its product as uncharacterized. NCBI's taxonomy places the organism in Eukaryota, Fungi, Ascomycota, Dothideomycetes, Pleosporales, Sporormiaceae. The coding region runs from base 1 to 336 and encodes 111 amino acids. The transcript has a single exon. The record is from RefSeq and is a predicted model, not a curated record.
AUGGCACCAUCCCACGACUUCCUCCGAACGAUGGAAUUCAACCUUGCGCCCAUCAUGCCUUCACGCAUCAUCGCCAUAGUCUUCUGCGUUACCAUUUCCGUCAUCAUCGUCAGCGUCUUCGCCUUCUUCUUCCUCUGCUGCUACUGCCGUUACUCCUGCCGCUCCUUGCGGCGCAGGAAGUCCACGUCUACUGCACCGCCGCCUGAGGAGACACCCAUGUCCCAACCCAACGACGAAGUGCUUCACAGGAUCAUCACGCUAAGGCAGUGGGCGUAUCCGCCCAAUCCGAGGGGACCGAAUCUGGGAGAGACGAGGGACGCCGGCAAUCUGGUGUAG